Mytilus trossulus (common blue mussel) is the source of this 432-nucleotide messenger RNA. RefSeq lists its product as uncharacterized. The transcript is spliced from 4 exons. Bases 1 to 432 code for a protein of 143 amino acids. Lineage: Eukaryota; Metazoa; Mollusca; Bivalvia; Mytilida; Mytilidae. The record is from RefSeq and is a predicted model, not a curated record.
AUGUACAGUAAAAAUAUUGUUGAAUUUGUUGACGAUGGUGAACUGAGCGACCCGCUUUCAGGGGAUGACUUGGAGGAAGAUGAUGAAGGAAUAACGGGGAGCGAAAAAUAUUUUCAUCUGAAUGAUACAUGUAGAGCUAUAUGGACAGAUGGCAAUACCUACAAAGGAAAGAUUAUCUUUGAAGCUGAUGCCAAGGAAAAGUGUCAGAAGUUCCUUCUUGAAAAGAAGAAAAAACCUGAAACAAAGAAAAAAUACACGGCAAAAGGGAAUUCUGUUCAGAAUGAAACCAACAAUACAUGUACAAACAAAAGCUUGGCAAAGAAGAAAAAGGAGCAAAAUGAAAUAAAGAAAGCUGCUGAAAAAAGUCAGAGAGAAACAGCCAUAAUGAAUGCGGAGGAGCUGUUUAAAGAAUGCAUGAUGUUACAAAUGUAG